GAAGGCGAAAAAAAAAAGCGACGAAAACCUCCUGAGCUAUUUUCUUCUUCUUCUUCUUCUUCUUCUUCUUCAGCUUCUUCUCUGCCUCCAUCAACAAGAAGCAGAGCCUCACUUGCUUGCCUUUCAGCUUUUACUCUGAGCGUUUAUCUUCAGAAUAGCACCAGAUGUAUCAUAAUAAGACCCUCGACCAUUUUGCUUUCUUUUAAAAUGACGACUUAUUAUGCCACUCAAUCAACUUCAACUUUGAUUUCUUCCUUUAGUCAAAAUUCCAGUCAGCUAUCCAGUAAUAACUCUUCCAAUGUUACUUCUGUUUCGAAUUCUUCUUCCAAUAUCAACAUUGGUGGUUCCAUUGCUAGUGCAAAUGACCCAAUCACAGGCGUUUCUUCCUUUUCUAACAAAGUUGACAUGUCUUCCCACUCGACUCCCAAGACUUUGACCCCAAAUGGCUAUUCUCUAUCAAAUUCAACUUCCAGCUCGAACUCAGUUUUGAAUCUGGUCUCAAAUUCAAGCUUAGUUUCUCCUUUAACCUCGUCUUUAAAAAACUACAGCCUGAAUUUCAAUUCAAAUACCAAUUCAAAUUUGACUUUGAAUGCUAAUUUGUUAACUAAUUCAAAUGGGGCUCUUGUUAAUACAAAUACAAAUUCAAAUGCGAAUGCAGAUGCAGAUGCAAAUAAUUCAAAUAAAAGCUCUUUUUAUUAUCAGUACCAGAUUAUUGAUAAGGCUCUACUCAAUUAUAAAUCAAAAUCUUAUGCAAAUUCCUAUUAUUACAGCAGAAAUAGAGUGGUUUCAUCUUCUCAUUCUCACAGUAAUAACAAUAAUAACAACAAUAAUAAUAGUACUAACAAUAAUCACAAUAAUAAUAACAGAUUCAACCCUCAAAGAGUAGCUAGAAGAGCUGUAUCCACUCCUUUUUUUAAUCUUUCUUCAUCUAACAAUUCUAGUACAAGCAAUAACUUUACUUUAAAUACCAAAAAAAGUUAUAACAUGCUAAACUAUAAUUAUAAUAAUAAUAAUAAUAAUAAUAAUAAUAAUAAUAAUAAUAAUAGCAAUAAUAACAACAGUAACAAUAAUAAUAGUAAUUAUAAUAAUACUUACAAUUCUAAUUCUAAUUCUAAUUCUAAUUCUAAUUACAAUAAUUAUAAUAACAUCAAUAACGUUAAUAGCAGUAGUAAUAGUAGUAGUAAUAACAACAAUAUUAACAAUUUUGGUAACUUCACAAAUUUUAACAGUUUCAAUUCAAAUUCUAAUUCAAUUUAUAAUUCCAAUUCCAAUUCCAAUUCAAAGACAAUAAAUUUUUCAAUGCCCACUUUUAAUGAUUCUUCAAAUUAUAAUUCUCAACAACGUUCUCCACUAACUUAUUUUGCUCAGCCAAAUAUUAUCAAUAAUUCAAAUUCAAAUUACCAAUCGAAUUCUCAGACUUCUAGUCCUACACCUUCUGUUUCUUCAAUGAAUUUAUUGACAAACCAAAACACUUCUCCUUCUUUGAUAUCUUUAUCAACUCCUCAUUCCUCCUCUUCUUCAGCUUCUUCUAAUCUUUUGCAGCAAAAUAAUACCGGCCCUUUAUUAAGUAAUUCAAAUAAUUUCAACCAUAAUUCGGCCAACAUUAAUGAGGAUAGUAAUAAUAUUCCUACCUUAGAACAAUUAUCACAACAAUAUAGCUCAAUGACUCCCUUGAAUAUCACAUCAACCCUUCAGCAACCUUCAACUGAGUAUUAUAACUUGGGUGGUUUUACCAAUAAUCAUAAGUCUUUGAGGAACUCAAAUUCUUUGGAAAACAUUUUGCAAAGGCCAAGCUCAGUUAACUCCAAUCAUAACUUCAAUUCGAAUAAUCAUAGCAUUUGGAGUAAUAAUAAUUUUAGCAAUAGUAGUGGUAAUUUAACACUAUCUUCAACUUUGGUGAACAAUACAAUAACAACACCAACUCAAAAAACAUUUUUAUCCAACAAUAAUAACAGCGUCAACAACUUUAGUAAUACUAAUAGUAGCAAUAGAAAAUUCGGUUCUUUUGGUGCAACGAGUAAUGAUAUUGAUCCAAUGUCAAGCUCUGCUUAUUUCUGAUGUUACUGAUUGAUCUGUUUUGAGUUUCAAUACUAUUUAUGUUCUAAGCACUAUGUAUCCUUUCGUUAUAUUUUAUCUUUCACUUGAUAUCAUCUUUUUAUUAUUCAAAAAGGUUUUAAUUUUAUUUUUUGUCUAGUUCUUUUUCUCUCAAAUUACUUUACAUUU
This is a messenger RNA of Ascoidea rubescens DSM 1968, 2223 nucleotides long. RefSeq lists its product as uncharacterized. The transcript has a single exon. The record is from RefSeq and is a predicted model, not a curated record. Lineage: Eukaryota; Fungi; Ascomycota; Saccharomycetes; Ascoideales; Ascoideaceae. The coding region runs from base 208 to 2058 and encodes 616 amino acids.